This is a messenger RNA of Geodia barretti, 279 nucleotides long. Lineage: Eukaryota; Metazoa; Porifera; Demospongiae; Tetractinellida; Geodiidae. The record is from the annotation of a GenBank genome assembly.
AUGCAGGCCAAGCAGAUCGCUACCCUGGACCACUUCUCCGGCGGCAGGUUCCUGUUCGGCAUCGGCGCAGGCUGGCUGAAGGAAGAGACCGAAAUAAUGGGCGGCAACUUCGAGCACCGCUGGGGUCAGACCCGCGAAGCCAUACUAGCCAUGAAGGAACUCUGGACCAAGGACGAAGCCGAGUUCCACGGCCGCUACUACGACUUCCCGGUGGUCAUAUGCUCUCCCAAGCCGCACACAGCCCCACCCGCCUGUCUUCCUGGGCGGCUACGCCUCUAA